This is a messenger RNA of Metarhizium album ARSEF 1941, 2082 nucleotides long. Its product is annotated as sugar transporter. The transcript has 11 exons. NCBI's taxonomy places the organism in Eukaryota, Fungi, Ascomycota, Sordariomycetes, Hypocreales, Clavicipitaceae. Gene Ontology annotation, cellular component: membrane. Gene Ontology annotation, biological process: transmembrane transport. Gene Ontology annotation, molecular function: myo-inositol:proton symporter activity. Bases 1 to 2082 code for a protein of 693 amino acids. The record is from RefSeq and is a predicted model, not a curated record.
AUGACGACGCCUCUAACUCAUCCGGCUUAUUCGACCACCUAUCGCGAUAGAACUUUUGCUAUUGCGAAGUCUAGGAGCGCCAAUGACAGGGCCGUCAUUGAAAAUCCCCUGUCCCACCUCACGGACGCCGAGUUGGAGUUGGAUGUCCGGUACUUUUCAGAGACUUUCCUUCCUUCGGUCAAGUACCAAGAGUUGCUGCGGGCUGCCAGGGUCGGAAAGGACAUUCGAAUGUACGAUGAGGCAGCUCGGCAACCCGCGGGCUACGACGAACGGAAUAGGCUCUCGGUGAUCCUGACAGAGGAAGAGAAGGCGGCCCUCAGAAAUGAAAAGGACGUCGCCUUUAGCGAGAAAGGAAUGUUCGCCGUCAUCGCCACGGUUUCACUGGCAGCCUUUCUACAAGGUUUUGUACAAUCCUCUGUCAACGGUGCUUCAUUGUACAUCGGUGAGUGGGGUCUGAGUCAGAGCAACGACUCCUUGCACGACAUCACUCCGGACGACUGGAAGCUCGGUGCUGCAAAUUCCUCGCCAUUCCUGUUUGCCGCGUUGAUCGGCUGCCCGCUGUCCCUGCCCAUCAACUACUGGUUCGGAAGAAGGGGGGGUAUUAGCGUUGCGGCCAUCUUGAUUUUAGGCAGCUCCAUCGGAGCCAUAUUUGUCACUUCCUGGACGCAAAUGUUUGGCGUUCGUGUCGUAAAUGGCAUCGGCAUGGGCAUCAAAGCAGUGAGUACUCCCAUUCUGGCCAGUGAAACCGCGGUGGGAUUCUGGCGUGGAUCUGCAAUUCUCGCUUGGCAGCUCUGGGUUGCUUUCGGCAUCAUGAUGAGCUUCGCCUUCAACUUGAUCUUCACGAGAGCAGCGAGUCCGAUCACCACCUAUCGUCUCAUCCAGGGCUCCCCUUUGGUUCCCGCGUUCGCGCUUAUGAUUAUGGCACUGUUUGUUUGCCCCGAGUCGCCUCGCUAUCACCUGCUGAAGGGCCCUAACUAUAGCGUUGAGAAGGCGUAUAUGGCGUUGAAGCGAGUCCGAAACACAAAGUUGCAAGCGCUGAGGGACCUUUAUCUGGUCUGCAAAUCCAUCGAACAAGAGAACAUGGACUUUGGCGACCUUGACCCGCACGCAAUGAUGUCGCCUGGCUUCUUCUGGGUUAUUCGUGAUUUUGCGAGACAGUUUGCUCAGUUGUUCCAGCGUCGACGCCUGUAUAAUGCCGUGCUCUCGACAUCAACGGUGAACCUUGCACAGCAGCUCUGCGGAGGAAUUGUGUUUCAAAAAGCAGGCGGAGCACAUGGCACCAUCACCAACACCAUGGCGUACAGCCUCGGGUUUGGAGCAAUAAACUUUUUGUUUGCUCUGCCAGCGGUAAAGAGCAUCGACACCUUGGGCCGAAGGAGAUGGUUGCUCCUGACAAUCCCCUUCAUGGCGGCGUUCAUGCUGGGGGCAGGCCUCUCUGACUAUGUCAAAGAUGACACCACUCGCAACGGAGUGACAGCCUGUUUUCUUUUCCUCUUUGCCAUGGCAUACUCACCCGGGCUUGGGCCGAUACCUUUCACGUUGGCCUCUGAGAGCUUCCCUUUGACACAUCGAGAAGCGGGUACAGCAUGGGCCAUUUCCAUUAACCUCUUUUUUGCCGGGUUGCUGGCUGUCUUCUUCCCCGGCAUCAAUUCUGUCCUCGGCCAAAAAGGGUCCAUGGGGAUCUUUGCUGGGCUCAACGUCGUAGCCUUUGUCAUGGUUUUCCUUUUUGUUGAGGAGACGAAGCAACGCAGCCUGGAAGAGCUGGACCACAUCUUUGCCGUCUCGAAGCGAGAUUUUAUGCGUUUCAAGCUUACGAGGUACCUGCCCUGGGUAGUCGGGAAAUAUGUUUUCCGGAUGGAACGGGACGAGCCAAGGCUUUACAAAGACUUGGUCUGGGGCACUCGAGCAGUCGACUUGAAGCCAAGAGGUGGUGAAGCCUUGGAAGAAGACCGGGUCGAGCUACAGCCAAGACGCCCAAAUGUCUACCAGCCGCCCAUGUAUUCGGAUACGACCAGGCCAGAUAUUGCCGAGAUGGAAGAAAUUUACCCUCCUGGAGUGGCUGUGCCCUGUGCAAAGCAGUAA